This is a messenger RNA of Lycium barbarum (goji berry), 1611 nucleotides long. RefSeq lists its product as uncharacterized. The record is from RefSeq and is a predicted model, not a curated record. Bases 1 to 1611 code for a protein of 536 amino acids. NCBI's taxonomy places the organism in Eukaryota, Viridiplantae, Streptophyta, Magnoliopsida, Solanales, Solanaceae. The transcript has 2 exons.
AUGUGUUCAAUAGAUGGUUUUCUUCAUAUGGAAGCUGAAAACAUGCAAAAAAGAAAAAGCAAAAGAAAUACCAUUUCUUGCCAUGAGUAUUAUUGCUACAAACUACAAAUAAGAAAUGAUGAAAAUAUAAUUUUGCAUUCUGGAAGAUUAUUUCAACAAUAUGCAAUAGAUGAAUGGAUUAAAAUUGAAAGCCAGCGAUUAGAUUUCGCUUCACUUAAUCAAGAUUUGUUUAGAAUAGAUAUGUUACGUCAUGGCGAAAGAGAAGCUUCGCAAAAGGGUAGAAAUAGAUAUCUUCCCCACAGCUUUACAGGAGGACCACGAGACAUGCGUCGUCGAUAUAUGGAUGCUAUUGCAUUGGUGCGACAUUUUGGAAAACCUGAUAUAUUUUUUACUAUGACAUGUAAUCCUACAUGGCCUGAAAUAAAAGCUAAUAUCCUACAAACAGAUGAAAAUUCCAAAAAAAGGGGACUUCCACAUGCUCAUUUUCUCAUUAUAUUAGAUGAAAAAUACAAGUUAUUGACUCCUGAAGCAUACGACAAAUAUGUUUGUGCUGAAUUACCAGAUCCUGAUACCAACCCUGAAUUAUAUGCACUUGUUACAAAACAUAUGAUUCACGGUCCUUGUGGUGCAUUAAAUCCAGCAAGUAUGUGUACUAGAAAGAAAGGGUACUACAAGUGUAAGUAUCCAAAAGAGUUUGCUGAACAAACAAGCAAGGGAAAAAAUUCAUAUCCAAUUUAUAAAAGACGAAAUACCGGAAAGAGUGUACAAAUUAGAGAACAUCUAAUUGAUAAUUCAUGGGUUGUUCCUUAUAAUCCAUCUUUACUUUGUAUAUUUAGCUGUCAUAUAAAUGUAGAGAUUUGUUCAGAUAUAAAAGUUAUUAAAUACAUUUAUAAGUACAUCUGCAAAGGACAUGAUAAAAUUGCGUUUAAUGUACAUUCAAAUGAUACAAAUAUAGAAAUUGAUGAAAUAAAAGAAUAUCAAUCUGCUAGAUGGGUAUCGCCACCAGAAGCUACAUGGCGUAUAUUUGCUUUUCAUAUCAGUGAAAUGAUUCCAAGUGUAUAUCACCUUCAAGUACAUUUAGAAGGACAACAAUUUGUUUCCUUCAAAAGUGCUGAUAAAAUUACUAGAAUUCUAAAUAAUCCUACGAUCGGAAAAACAAUGUUGACAGAAUUCUUCUUGAUGAAUGCUGAAGAUGAAGAUGCUAAAAACCUUAAUUUACUAUAUCGAGAAUAUCCAGAAUACUUUGUGUGUUCAACAGAUAAAACAUGGUCCCGUUGCAAGCAAGGAAAAGUUAUUGGUCGUGUUGUAACAUGUCAUCCAACAGAAGGAGAAAGAUAUUAUCUUAGACUUCUACUAAUGAAUGUUAGAGGACCAAAAUCUUAUGAAGAUUUGAGAACUAUAAAUAGAAUAUUAUACAAUACAUUUCGAAAAUCAGCUGAAAAAAGAGGAUUCUUACUUUGCGAUAACAAAUUGAUAGAAUGUAUGUCUGAAGCUAUAAGCUAUCGAACGUCAUACAGUCUGAGGCAUUUAUUUGCUACAUUAUUAAUUUAUUGCAAUCCUACUAAUCCAAGAGAAUUGUGGGAAAAAUUUGAGAAACCAACCAUUAUCUGA